AUGUUUUAUUCCGAUAAUGGCAAGCAGCUGAUCAAAGUCAAGAAUGACUUGCAGAAGUAUCUGGAGGAGAUGUCCCUCAAGCGACCAGAUCAGGAGUACCGAGUCAAGUGGCAGCAUCUCACUGCGCACUCCCCAUGGAAAGGAGGAUUCUACGAGAGACUGAACAGGUCCAUCAAGGAAGCGCUGUCCACCUUCUCCCUCGACCGCUCAGUUUCCACGCACAGCAUUGCCGGACGCGUCAAUGGCAAAAAGUCAAAACUCUCACUCGAUCAACUGAAGCAUGUAUUUGCGGAAAUCGAGUCCAUGAUCAACAAUCGCCCACUCUUCGAGUACGAAGGCAAGGUCAUUCGGCCGAUAGACUUCAGAGCCGGGCAAGGCAGUCUGCAGAUGCCGAUUGCUUGCAACCUGCCAGCACGGUACCAAAAGCCCAACAUCAUUAGAGACUACAAGGCCUUUCAGACUAAGGUCAACCACUUUCGGCGGCUGUGGAAAACCAGCUACAUCCUCGAGCUGCGUUGUUUCCAUCAGCAUACAGAGAAACAGAAGGUUCCCCGCCAGUUUGAAGUCGGGGACGUCGUGCAUGUCAAAGCACCAAGCACUCGCCUGGAUCAGUGGCCACUUGGCGUUGUGACCCAGGUGUUUCGCAGUUCGGACGGCAUCAGCAGAUCAGUGAAAGUCCGCACUUUGAGUCGCGGCAACGUCGUUGAAGAGAACAAGGACGUGAGGAACCUCAUCCCCACGGAGGCCAACCAAGAGCGUCAUGAGUACAGUGAACCUGAGGAGACCCCAGUCCCAGACCCAGCACCGGUGGAUCAUCAGUCAUUCGACUUACCAGACCCUCGUCUCCGAGCGACUGCCAGUCGCAUUGCUCGCCUACGACCAGCACCAGCAAAGAAGGAGUCAUUGGACAAAUUGGCGAAGAAGUGGUCGCGCGCCUUGCAGCUGAAGCAGAAGGACGCCGUUUACCGGCAGCGGCUGCGCGACAUGAUCUCAAGUGCACUUGCUGAAGGCACGCCAAGGGACGAUCCACGAGUGAAGGACUGGCUCCAGGAGCUCUACUCAAUCAGCACUGACACCCACUGUCGUGCUCUGCCAUAA
Molecule: messenger RNA, 1098 nt
Organism: Rhagoletis zephyria (snowberry fruit fly)
Lineage: Eukaryota; Metazoa; Arthropoda; Insecta; Diptera; Tephritidae
Biological process (GO): DNA integration
Molecular function (GO): nucleic acid binding
Source: RefSeq, a predicted model, not a curated record